Ananas comosus (pineapple) is the source of this 1329-nucleotide messenger RNA. RefSeq names its product probable protein S-acyltransferase 12. Gene Ontology annotation, biological process: peptidyl-L-cysteine S-palmitoylation; protein targeting to membrane. The record is from RefSeq and is a predicted model, not a curated record. NCBI's taxonomy places the organism in Eukaryota, Viridiplantae, Streptophyta, Magnoliopsida, Poales, Bromeliaceae. The transcript has 7 exons. The coding region runs from base 107 to 1057 and encodes 316 amino acids. Gene Ontology annotation, molecular function: protein-cysteine S-palmitoyltransferase activity. Gene Ontology annotation, cellular component: endoplasmic reticulum; Golgi apparatus.
UCCGCCGCCGGCGGCGGCGGCGCAUCCGUACGGGCUCCUAACCCUAGCAGUCGGGCGCCGGCGAUCGCCUUCCUCCUCCGCCGCCGCAGCAGCAGCAGCAGCAGGGAUGGAUUGCUGCCGCAGCGUGAACCCCUUCGCCGUCUGCUCGGGGCCUCUGAAGGCGCUCGGAUACGCCAUGCUCCUCCUCGUCGCCGCCAUCGCCGCCCUCUCCUACUACGCCGUCGUCAUCGUCUCCUGGGGCCCCAAACUCCUCCCCGCCAAUGCCGGCCGCAACUCCGUCCUCGCCUUCGCCGUCGUCGCCGUCUCCCAUCUCCUGCUUGCUCUGAUAAUAUGGAGCUAUUGCAUGGUGGUUUUCUCUGAUCCGGGUGCGGUUCCAGAAAAUUGGAGACCUAUGCUUGAAGAGGAUAGUUUGGGAACAGCCAGUCCAACCGCAUUAUCUGGUUACAUCAUUCCUGAAUCACGGGACCUGCCAUCAUCCACUUCGGAGGAUCUUGAAAGAAGACAAACUAUGAGAUUCUGCACUCGCUGCCAAAAUGGCAAACCUCCUCGUUGCCAUCAUUGUUCCGUGUGUGAUAGAUGUGUGCUUAAGAUGGAUCAUCAUUGCGUAUGGGUUGUAAACUGCGUGGGGGCACGCAACUAUAAAUUCUUUCUUCUUUUUCUGGUAUAUACUUUUCUUGAGACGGUGCUAGAUACUCUUGCUCUACUCCCGCAUUUUAUCGGGUUUUUCGGAGAUGCCAGGAAACAUUCCGGUUCACCCAGCAAUCUUGCUAUCACAUUCCUUGCUUUUGUUCUUAAUUUAGCUUUUUCGCUGAGCCUUCUCUGCUUCCUCUGCAUGCACGCUUCUCUUGUAUUAAGUAAUACUACUUCUAUAGAGAUUUAUGAGAAGAAGAAAGCAGUUGCAUGGAAGUAUGACUUAGGGAAGAAGAAGAACUUUGAGCAGGUUUUCGGCACAAACAAAUUGUUAUGGUUUCUUCCGCUGUACACUGCUGCGGAUCAGGAAAACAUUCCUGCACUUCAAGGCCUUGAUUUCCCAACUCGGUCAGAUGUUGAGGUGUGAAUGACGGACAGUGGGAAGCCAUCCCCUAUCAUCAAACUGAUCGCGGCCCUCUAUUUAUCUUUAUUCGACAAAUGAACUAGAUGUAAAUCGUGUAGAUUAAUCUGUUUGUUUUGGUUUAGAACUGUGCACAUUGUUUCGCAAGAAGCUGUAGAUUUAGGUCUAUUAUACUUUAGUCAUAUUUGUACUUCAUGAAUCACGGAACAAAAGUGGUGACAAAGAAUUCUUUUCGAUUUCAUUAACAGGGAACUUAAAAACACAAUUUCUCAUUUUAA